AUGUCGCUAAAUAUCUCGCUCCACACAGUGACGGCUGCCCUCAUUCUCAGCAACAAUGGCGAGCGUUUGUACGCCAAAUACUACCGCCCCGAGGACCCACUGCAGCAGUUCAAAACAUUGCAACAACAACAAAAGUUCGAGAAAACAAUCUACGACAAGGUCAACAAACUCCACCAAGACGUGUUGCUUUGCGACAACCAUUUGGUCACCUACAAACAGACAAAUGACUUGAUUUUGGUGUUUGUUGGUGCUUUGCAAGAGAACGAAUCCAUGCUUUUUUCGUUGACAGCCAACGUCAACGAAGCAUUGACGAUUUUGUUGAAUAAUCUGUUGGACAAGCAGAGUGUGUUGGAGAAAUACGACAUGGUGUGUUUGUGUCUCGAUGAGGCUGUUGAUGAUGGAAUCAUCUUGGAGAUUGAUCCCGCUGUGUUGGUGAGUAGAGUUACUAAACCUCCUGUGACGUCUGUUGUUCCGGGCGAGAUGCAUAUUGACAUUUCCGAAAAGGGCUUGUUCAGUGCGUUUAACUAUGCCACCAAGCGUAUUUCAGAGAAGUUGCAGCAGGGAUUGUAG
Molecule: messenger RNA, 570 nt
Organism: Australozyma saopauloensis
Lineage: Eukaryota; Fungi; Ascomycota; Pichiomycetes; Serinales; Metschnikowiaceae
Product: coatomer subunit zeta
Exons: 1
Coding region: 1-570 (189 amino acids)
Biological process (GO): intracellular protein transport; retrograde vesicle-mediated transport, Golgi to endoplasmic reticulum; intra-Golgi vesicle-mediated transport
Cellular component (GO): COPI vesicle coat
Source: RefSeq, a predicted model, not a curated record